Molecule: messenger RNA, 604 nt
Organism: Tuber melanosporum (Perigord truffle)
Lineage: Eukaryota; Fungi; Ascomycota; Pezizomycetes; Pezizales; Tuberaceae
Exons: 2
Coding region: 43-363 (106 amino acids)
Source: RefSeq, a predicted model, not a curated record
AAAAAGGUCAAAGCCUGUGUAGGUUUUAUUUGUACCGCAAACAUGCAGUCCAUACUGUAUGGUGGUGUUAAAGAUCAAGAACUCACAGAGUGGUACUUCAAUACCUCGUUACUUUUCGUUGGAUCCGAUCAUCUUUACUGGGAUGGUAACAAAUCCCGUCGUAAGAAGUAUGGUAAUUGCAAACUUACUGGCGGAGAUGUUAUUUCCACGGUUAUGUUGAAUUCCCAAAAGGAAGCAGCAAGCUUUAUGUUGAGCAAAAUAACCGUUAAGGCAACUGAGAACGACGGCAACAACGGCCAUAAUGAUAAUAAGAAUGGCGAAGAAGAGGAGGGAGAGAUUAUCGAAGGACAGAUUGCGGCUUAGACUGUCGCUAUAUUGAUAUCCUUUCGCGUAUAACAGUUUUUUUCCUUUUCCUUCUCGCUAAUUAUACUUUUCCUUUGUUUUGAUCCAUCGGGUUGGAGUCGGCAGUUUCUCUUUCCUUAUGUCAUACAUGGAUGGUUGGCGUUACCACUUAAAAGUUUUAUCUUUUCUUUCUUUCCUUUCCCUUUUCUAUCCUACCCGCCGUGCUCCUGUACCGUACCGGUAUGCCAUAUCCAGUUCUGCA